This is a messenger RNA of Elephantulus edwardii (Cape elephant shrew), 1553 nucleotides long. RefSeq names its product Y box binding protein 2 (gene YBX2). Gene Ontology annotation, cellular component: nucleus. Gene Ontology annotation, molecular function: nucleic acid binding. The transcript has 9 exons. The record is from RefSeq and is a predicted model, not a curated record. Gene Ontology annotation, biological process: regulation of gene expression. Lineage: Eukaryota; Metazoa; Chordata; Mammalia; Macroscelidea; Macroscelididae. Bases 31 to 1107 code for a protein of 358 amino acids.
GCGGCGGGGGCCGAUACUGGACCCGGCGGGAUGAGCGAGGCGGAGGCGGCAGCGGUGGCGACAGCGGCCCCCGCGGCGACGGUGCCCGCGACGGCAGCUGGGGUGGUAGCAGUGGUGGUACCGGUGCCCGCGGGGGAGCCCCAGAAAGCGGGCAGCGGGGCGGGCGGCAGCGGAGGUGGAGCUGCCUCCGGCCCCACUGCUGGGACCCCCGCAGUGUCGGGCCUCCGCACUCCUGGCAACCCGGCGACGGCAGCCUCGGGGACCCCCGCACCCCCGGCCCGGAGUCAGGCGGACAAACCGGUGCUGGCAAUCCAAGUCCUGGGCACUGUCAAAUGGUUCAACGUCCGGAAUGGUUACGGAUUCAUCAACAGGAAUGACACCAAGGAGGAUGUCUUUGUUCACCAGACUGCUAUUAAAAGAAACAACCCCCGGAAGUUUCUGCGCAGUGUUGGAGAUGGAGAGACUGUGGAGUUUGAUGUCGUGGAAGGAGAGAAGGGUGCAGAAGCUGCUAAUGUCACUGGGCCUGGGGGGGUGCCAGUGAAGGGUAGCCGCUAUGCCCCCAAUCGACGUCGGUUCCGGCGGUUCAUCCCCCGGCCUCGCCCAGCUGCCCCACCACCCAUGGUGGCUGAGGCCCCCUCGGGUGGGACAGAGCCAGGCAGCGAAGGGGAGCGGGCUGAAGACUCUGGGCAGCGCCCCAGACGCCGGCGUCCACCACCCUUUUUCUACCGCCGACGAUUUGUGCGAGGCCCUCGGCCCUCCAACCAGCAGCAGCCAAUAGAGGGCACCGAUGGCAUAGAGCCCAAAGAGGCAGCCCUGGAUGGGGACCAACAGCAGGGGGAUGAGCGGGUCCCCCCACCUAGAUUCCGGCCCAGAUACCGAAGGCCUUUCCGCCCCAGGCCUCCCCAACAACCUACCACAGAAGGUGGGGAUGGUGAGACCAAGCCCAGCCAAGGCCCCACUGACGGUUCCCGGCCUGAACCCCAGCGCCCACGAAACCGUCCCUACUUCCAGCGGCGCCGGCAGCAGCCCCCUGGUCGGCAGCCCACAGCCCCUGAGACCUCAGCCCCCAUCAACAGUGGGGAUCCCCCCACCACCAUACUGGAGUGAUUCCAACAGUAAGGACACUCAGAAUACCAUCUGGUAUCUGCCAGUUUUUUCCAGCUGACCAACUGACCUGCACCCUUCCCAGUAUUCUCCUCCCCCUUAUACUUGAUUCAUGACAUCAAAAACACUGGGCUUUUUCUCUUUUCUUGAGACUCAGGAGGGCCAAAGCCACAGCCUUUUUUUGCUUUUCUUUUUUUGUGUUUUUUCCUCCUACCCUGCCAAGGGUUGAAGGAAGGGAUCCAUCCUUAAUCAUUCAGAGGCAUCAACUCCCUCCCCUAAAUCAGGCUGAGAAGGAACCAGCCAGCUCUUACCUCCUCUUGGUUGUUUUUCUUUCCCAUCCCCCAGUUUAUUUUUUGUUCCCCCUCUGUUCCCCACCUCUGAAGCCAUUUUAUGAACUGUCAUGUGCCACCUGAGCCUCCAGUAAAAACAAAAACAGGCUUUCCUGUUGU